UCUAAGCAUAAUUAGAGGAAAAGCUUCAACAAUCCAAGCAAAUGAAGAUAAAUUAAUAAAUCAUCCAGAAUUUUUUCCCCUCUUUCAGGGCCAGCUCCAGACGCAGCGGAAAGAAUGUCGGAGAGGCCCGCGGAUGACGUCAGAGAAGAGCCGCUUAGAGCGGCAACGGCUGCGGCGGGUAGAGCAGUGGCGGCGGGUAGAGCAGUGGCGGCGGCCGCGGCCACCAGGCAGCCGAGGCAGCGAAUCCGGCCGGGAGGGAGUAGCGGCGGUACCCGCAGCAGCAACAUCACUACUACCGCCACCAUCAUCACCACUACCACCACCGCCCCGGCCGCCACCAGCAGUACUUCCAUCUCCGUAGAAGCAAUGGCGACUUUCGGAGAGCGUCGGUCCCUGCCCAGUCCCGAAGCGAUGAUUGGACAGCCCUGGAACCACUGGGUAGAGGCUGCAAAACUUCACGGGAAUGACGGGAUCGGACCGGGAACCGAAUUGGAAGAAAGUUUCAAGGAGUUUGGGAAAAAUCGUGAGGCAAUGCGGCUCAGCAAAGAAGAUAUGCCUAUAUUUGGUCUCUGCCCAGCCCAUGAUGAUUUCUAUUUGGUGAUGUGUAACCACUGUAAUCAGGUCAUAAAACCACAGGCAUUUCAAUCACAUUAUGAAAGAAGACAUAGCUCCUCCAGCAAGUCAUCUUUGAAUAGUCCAUCUUCUUCAGUAUUUUCCAUCUUUUCUUCACUGUCUUCAAAAAGCAAAGGUAGCAGUGCAAGUGGAAGUAGUCGGUCAUGCAGUGGAGGUAUUAUUAGUGCAUCAUCAUCAUCAUCCAAUUCCAAGUUGUUGAAAUCACCCAAAGAAAAGCUGCAACUCAGUGGAAACAAUAGGCCAAUGCAUCCUAUGCAGCAUAGCAAAAUUUCCCAUGAUAAAAUCUUGACACCAUCAGUCAAAGUGGAAAAGAUGCAUCCAAAGAUAGAUGGUGCACUACUGAAAACUGCUGUUGGGUCAACUUUUUCUACUACUGUGAGUUCCUCAAUAAAGACUGGCCUUAAUUGUCCCUCAAUACCAAAGCCACCCUUGCCUUCCCCCGGACAGAUAUUGAAUGGUAAAGGUCUUCACCCUACACCUUCAGUUUUGGAAAAGAAGCCAGAAGAUCAUUCAAAUAACAGGAAGUUUUUACAUAAAAGAUUAUCAGAGAGAGAAUUUGAUCCUGAUAUCUAUUGUGGUGUCAUUGAUGUGGAAACCAAGAAACCGUGCACUAGGUCUUUGACAUGCAAGACACAUUCCUUAACCCAGAGGAGAGCUGUGCAGGGCAGAAGAAAGCGAUUUGACGUAUUGUUAGCCGAGCACAAAAGCAAAACCAGGGAAAAGGAAUUGCUUCGACAUUCGGACCAGCAGCAGCAGCAGCAGAUGCCACCUCUCAGGGAACCACAUCCCUCCCCUUCUAAGACGUCACAAGAGCUGCACCCAAAUGCUCACGGAGUGAUUCCUCCCGAAUCAAAGCCUUUAGUACUUAACAAACCCAAGCCUCAUAACCCCAGUCUUCCACGGCCCCCAGGCUGUUCGUCUCAAUACAGUGGGAACGUCCCUACUGACUCUCCAUCAGUCCAUGAAUCUCCCCACCCUCCCAUGCCUGCCACUGAGCCAGGGUCUCGGAUAUCCAGUGAUGAGGGAGAAGGUGAUGAAAAAGGUGACGAAAAAGAAGAGCCUGUUGAAAAACUGGAUUGUCUUUAUGCUGAUCAUCAUCCUCAGCCGGCGUCUUUUUGCACAUUUGGGAGUCAACAGAUUGGAAGAGGUUACUAUGUGUUUGAUAAGAAGUGGAACCAUAUCCGAUGUGCCCUUAACUCCAUGGUGGACAAGCAUCUCAAUGCCCAGAUGUGGAAGAAAAUUCCUCCAGCACCUAGUAAUGCCGCCUCCGUACGGGUUCCUCACCGGACAAACCCCACGCCGAUGUCUCAGUGUGGUGUCAGCACCCCAGGUUCUCUUUCAUCGUCCACAGUCUCAUCAUUGCCAGGGCUGAUUUCCCCGUCCUGUGUCUCUCUGAAUAGCAAAUCGAUACCACCACAUGGAACUACACUAAGUGCAUAUCCUGCUGCUUUGAGUGCAAUGGAUCCUGUGUGCAGUAUGCAAUCAAGACAAGUGUCUUCAUCCCCCACAACACCUUCAGUGCUUUCCUCAGUACCUUCACCUAUGUCCAGAAAACCUCAAAAACUGAAAUCCAGCAAGUCUUUUAAACCUAAGGAGUCUGCUGGUAGCAGUACUGACUGUAACAGUACCAGUGGUAGCAGUAGCGGCUCAGGAAAGAAGCGCAAAAGCAGUACCCCGCUGUUAGCACGUUCUUCUUCCUCUUCUUCCCAUUCCACAGAGUCCUUUAGGAAAAACUGUGUGGCGAACUCUGGAAACUCUGGGACCUCCUACCAUUCUUCAGUGACAUCUUCGUCCCAUAACGUUGGUCUCAAUUGUAUGACUAAUCGCGCUAACUCCGUCAGCCUCAGACAUGACCAAUCAGGGAGGGGCCCUGCCGAAUCGAUUAAGAGGAUGAGUGUGAUGGUGAACAGUAGUGAUUCCACGCUUUCCUUGGGGCCGUUCGUUCAUCAGUCCGGUGAACUGACUGUCAAUUCACACAGCGGUUAUUCUCAUUCACAUACUCCUCUAGACAAACACGUAGGAAAGAAAAGAAAAGGCUCACCCAGUUCAAGCAACAUCCACAACAGUAGCAAAACCCACAAGGUUGCCAAAUUGCCAUCUAUGAACAAUGUUCACCCGAAACACAGUGGCUCCAUCCCAGGGACGCAAGGACUGACUAACAAUUCUCUUCUUCAUCAGCCAAAGGCACGGCCGUAGCAGCUGGAAAUACCACAGUGAGAAAAGAACUGGACAGUUUUCACUACAAGUAAAACCUCUAUCUGGCACUCUGGACUCCACGAUGCCUUUGAGUUUAUCCCAGCUGCCCAUGGUCCUCAGGUCUAGAACUCUUCUGGACUGCUAUUUUAAUGUAGAAUUUCCUGAAGCCAUGUCUGUAGCAGUAAAUAUCUCUUAAUAGACACUGGAUCAAGUUCAGCCACAGAAUUGCUUUUGUCAGUGUUAAAAGUGGUCUGGGCUGCUUGCUACAAUUCUGUGAGAUUUUCCUUGCAGGAAAAAAAUCAUAUUGCCACUAUUUGACAUAGAAUGGCGGGGUAGAAGAAUGUGGUGGGAUGAACAUUGCUGUAGAUUUAUUUUUUUUUAUUUUAUUUUAUUUUUUACACUGAUGUCUUCUGUAGGUCACUAACCAGCAGUUAGGCAAAAUGAGUUGAGAAGCCUUCUAAGGGAAUCACAGAGUGGGGCACAGUGAACGAACCUUUCAAGAAGGGACUAAGGCUUUAGGAUUUUUAUUGCAAUGUUCCAGGAAUGGAAUACAAAAGGGUAGCAUAACUCAAAAAGACAAAACAGCCUAUAUUCUGUCCCGUCUAUUUGCAAGUAAUUUGGGAGAAGAAGCUGCCAGGAGUUGUAACUUUUAAAAGUUUGUUCAAAGCCACUGAUGCCCAGUAAAAGGACAAUAAAGUAUUGGGGAGUGGGGGUGGGAUACUUUUUAUGAGACAAAACAUUCUAUAGAUUUUUUUGAAGAUUCAGGUUAAUAGGAAUAUAAAAAUUUUAGUUUUGAUAAAAGAUAACCAAAUGCAAAGAAUUAAUAUGGGGAAAAAAUAUCAAGAUUUCCAAAGAAAUGUCAUUUCUCAAAGGGUAGAAUGAUCCAUUAAAUCCGUAUGCCAAGGGAGAUUGGCUUGUCCCUCCCACAGAGUCUCUUUCUAAGUUGCCUUUCUAAGAUAAAAUUUUGAAGAGGCAGAAAGGGGGCUCUCACAUUUAAGAUGUAAAAUAUUUUCUGAGUGAGUCUCAGCAGGGUCAGUACUGUCCUAAACUUUCCAUAUUUGAAUACUAUACUGGAAAUCUGUUUUCAUAAAUUCAGCCUUGAGCUCUUUGUGUGUGUGUGUGUGUGUGUUGUGUUGUGUUGUGCUUCUAAGGAUUUUGUGGGGGGCAGAGGGGGAAUUUUUAAAUGUGGCAAAAAUCAUCAGCCGAGUAUCAUUCAUUUUUGAGAAUGCCCAUGUUGCUCAGAAGUUGUAUAAUACGUUUGGCUCAAGGCAGCCUCAAAACAAAAGCCUUAAAGGGCUUAAUGUUGUCAUUAUUCAGUGCUUAGGAAUCUAAGUGGUUUAAAUGACCAGGCCCUACAUAUGGUAUUGUUGGGAAUCAAUCAAUCAGUGGUAUGUAUUGAGUGCCUACUGAGUGCAGAGCACUUUGCUAAACGCUUGGGAAAGUACAGUCCAACAGAGUUGGUAGACGUGAUCCCUGCCCACAAGGAGCUUACAGUCUACAGGAGCAGCAACUGUUUGUUGAAGUACUCCUGUCAGGUGCCCAGAACCUAAUGAUGUAUUCUCUCCCCCCACCCCCCACAAUCUUUUUGGGGUCACCCUCAGAACCGCGUUAGGGAACUUCAAGCCAACAAACUUUGAACAAGUUCUCUGUCAGUUUAUUAAUGUGAAUUUGCUACAGAAUGCUUAUAAGGUGUUUAUGGAAUGGUGACAAUAGCAUAUUAUGCAGACACUUUAGUUUUACACUUAUGUAAAACAUGAACUUUUGAAGGGAGGUAAUAUAACCCCUUCAGUAUACAAUCAGUGAUGAAAAAUGAAUAAAGGAAGAAGCUUAGCAAGAAGUGCUAGACAAUUGAAGUGUUAGUUAAUCCUGGAAGAAAGCAAAAAGGCAUAUAUAAUGUUGAAUCCAAAUCACUGUUAGUUUUUGGCUGCAAAGUGCAAUUCUUUUUACGUGGGUAGGCUUCAAUUUAGUAGUGGGACUGACAAUAAGAAAAUGAGUUGAUUUUAAGCGAUAGAUUCAUGAAAAUAGUCUGAAAAAUCUACUUGAUGGCAAUUCAGAACAUUGUAGCUAUUCAUAAAAACAAAUGUUAAUUGCUUUUAGGUUUUCCAAGACAUUGGAAAUAGGAGUUUAGCCUAUUUUUGAAUACUGCCUGCCACAUAUGCACACUUGUUCAACCAGUGCUGUCAUAUUGAAACUGCUUGUGAAGCUUUUAUUUUCUCAUACUGUUCUUUCAGAUCUAGAAAAAGUUAAGACUAUUUAAAAUUCAAUAGCACAAGUACCUUUUGAUUUAAUCACCAUGUAAAACCAAAUUUGCAGUGGUUGGUUUGUUUCUAGACAGAUUUUGGUAUUAAUUUAAAAGUGACACUUUUGUAUUCUUUGCAACCGAAGUUUGACGACUUCUGCAGUUUUCUUAACCUGUUAAAAAAAAAUUGCUGCAACCAUGAACAAAGAAUUAUACAGAAACCUACUUUUAUAUCUUUAUUUUGGAAUUUCUUGUUCUAUUAUAAAUAUUGAAUAUCCCUAUUUCAGAAGACAUAUUUUGUUAAAAAUUGAUUGUACAUUGAAUAUGUAUUUUUGCACAGGUCCUUUUUUCUUAUAUCCACUUUUGGUACAAUUGAAAUCUAGUAUUUAUUGAUAAAAAAAACUAAAUACCUUUUUAUAAUUUGAAGUGGUUCACUGCCAAGCCAAUAGUACUAGAUCCUGCCUACUUUACAUUAAGGGACGCCUCUGUUUUGUGAAAGUUGAUGUCCCUUGAAACGUCUUGUGAGUGGAUUUGUACAAAUUAAAUGGGCAUUGCUUUUUAUUUGUUGCCCGAUUUCCCAGAAGACUACAUUUAGCUAAGUGACACACUGCUUUUCUUUUGUUAGUUUAUGGUGGUGGAUGGUUGUGUGUGUGCGCACGUGUGUUUAUGCUUGUCAUGUGACUGAAAACUAUUGGAAAAACUGAAAGUGCCUGAUACCUAAUUUUAAGCUUGGACUGUUGAGACAGACUGUCCCUAAAAGACUUGAAUGUUUAGUUGAAUUUUUUUUGGAGCUUGCUUUUUCCAUCUGUUUUUUUUGUUGUUGUUUGGUUGGGUGUUUUUUUAAAUUUGAGAGAAGGAGUUCAAAAAUGAUCAUUUUAGGAAGUGGUUUAAAAUAAGGCCUCUUUUGUUUAAAGCAACCCAGCUGUAAUGCAUUGUCCACUAAUGCCAAGGAUUAGGACUCCUUUCAGCCAGCAUUUUCACUCAGAAGAAUUCAAAAUAGAAUAUGUAAAAAAAAAAAAUUUUGUAUUUCAAAAGCCUAAUACAAAAAAAUACCUCUGAGAAUUUUGUAAACAAUUGUAUAAUUUGACAGAUAUACCAUACAAAGGAGUUGUCUUACUUUAAGAGUUCUCUUGCCAAGGAAUUUCUCUUAUGUCUCUCACUUGGUCUGUCCUGGGGAAAGGAGUUGAACUUAAAAUCAUUGUUGAAAGUUUCACUGAGCAGAAAAUUAUCAUUUUUACAUCCUGUGCAAAAAUUUUUUUUUCAGAUCCUCUAAAAUGAGCACUACAUACUGUCAAUGUGAAUGUAGGGCCUUGAAAGCAUUUUGCUCUGUUGUGAGCCUGGUUCUAAAAGCAAUCUCCUGUGUAAAAUGUGUGAAUAGUUUGAUCAUUUGUAUACAUAAUCAAAGCAUCUCAGCUGGACUUUGUUUUGGCUGCUGUUUAGAACAUGAACAAAUUUCAUGAUAGAAAAUUACUUUGGAUAUUUAAGAGAGAAGAAAUAUAUAGUCUAUUUGUUUUGUAACAAGUUUCUGUAAAUAAAAUAAUUUAUACUAUUUAUAAGAAAAGGUUGUGCUUUGCUUUAUGAAAAAUUAGUUUGUUGAACAAACAUGUUACUAAAAUAGGCAAUAAAAUUAGGAUUUCUCAAUAAAUAAGCUUGGUUGCAUAAAAUUUUAAA
Molecule: messenger RNA, 6739 nt
Organism: Ornithorhynchus anatinus (platypus)
Lineage: Eukaryota; Metazoa; Chordata; Mammalia; Monotremata; Ornithorhynchidae
Gene: ATXN7
Product: ataxin 7
Exons: 12
Coding region: 115-2829 (904 amino acids)
Source: RefSeq, a predicted model, not a curated record